Molecule: messenger RNA, 3424 nt
Organism: Sander lucioperca (pikeperch)
Lineage: Eukaryota; Metazoa; Chordata; Actinopteri; Perciformes; Percidae
Gene: fzd3a
Product: frizzled class receptor 3a
Exons: 9
Coding region: 656-2917 (753 amino acids)
Biological process (GO): non-canonical Wnt signaling pathway; canonical Wnt signaling pathway
Cellular component (GO): plasma membrane
Molecular function (GO): Wnt-protein binding; Wnt receptor activity
Source: RefSeq, a predicted model, not a curated record
GGAUGAACUAACCGUCAUCUUUUGUCUCCACUGCGCUUCUUGACAUUUUGUCUUAUUCAACCAUUUUUUCCCCGUAGUGAGUCAGUUACAGUGGGCAGGGUCAAACAAACAACAGUAAUGAGCCUCCCGGUUCCGUUAAUUGUAGAAGCUACACACUCACAUUUAUGAGGAGCCAUUCAUUUAUGAAUUCCCUGCUCGGAGCUAUAGGAGGAGCCCGUUCAUAUUGACGCACAGGCUGAAGAUCACAUCCGUCGGUGGUAGUCAUCCAUAUUUUCUCUGAAGCAUUCAUCACUGUUGGUGGAGGCAGGAGAGGGAGGAGUGCGAGCGGUCACAACGCAGCAUCUUAAAGGACCACAGCAUCUCCCAGGCUAUGGAGGUCUCGUGAUGACACACUGCUGCCGCUGACCGGAAUCCCCACGGCGAUGGAGGCAGCCAGCUUCAACUAUGGCCGUGUUGGAUUACGUUGCCCGACCCAGACUGUUUCUCUGUGAGUUGAAGAGGAGGAAGCGACUACUAGCCAGUCCUGGACUCUCCUUAAGCCUUGUGAUCUCCCUUUCCUGGUGAAUGAGCCAGAACGCUAACAGGGCUCAACACCUCUUCCUAGCCAGCCGUCCUCCUCCUGGGUCUUUCUUCUCUCCUACUGAACGGACCGGUCAUGGAUCUCCUGUGGUUGCUGUCCAUGUCCAUGUUGACGGCGUGCGUCGCCAUCCCCAUGGAUGUGGCAGAGGGGAGCCACAGUCUGUUCACCUGCGAGCCCAUAACCCUGCGCAUGUGCCAGGGGCUGCCUUACAACUCCACGUACAUGCCCAACAUACUGAAUCAUUACGACCAGCAAACUGCCGCCCUCGCCAUGGAGCCGUUCCAUCCCAUGGUGAACCUGCAGUGCUCUCCGGAGCUCAGGAUGUUCCUGUGCGCGCUCUACGCCCCGGUGUGUACCGAGUACGGGCGGAUGACUCUGCCCUGCCGCCGCCUCUGUCUGCAGGCCAAGAGCGACUGCUACAAACUAAUGGACAUGUUUGGUGUCAGCUGGCCGCAGGAGAUGGACUGCGACAGAUUCCCAGACUGUGACGAGCCUUACCCCCGUCCUGUGGACCUCCUGUCCAGCUCAGACACAACCGAAUCGCCCGUCGCCGUCCAGCGGGACUACGGCUUUUGGUGUCCCAGAGAACUCAAAAUCGACCCAGAGCUCAGCUACUCCUUCAUGGGGAUCCGCGACUGCUCUCCCCCCUGUCCCAACAUGUACUUCACGCGCGAGGAGCUGACGUUUGCACGCUACUUCAUCGGGGUGGUGUCCAUCGUCUGUCUGUCCGCCACCCUCUUCACCUUCCUGACUUUCCUCAUCGAUGUAUCGCGAUUCCGCUACCCAGAGCGUCCAAUCAUAUUCUAUGCUGUGUGCUACAUGAUGGUGUCUCUAGUGUUCUUCCUGGGCUUUCUCUUGGAGGACAAAGUUUCCUGUAACUCAGCGAGUCCUGGGAGGUUUAGGGCUUCAACAGUGACCCAAGGCUCCCAUAAUAAGGCCUGCACCCUUCUCUUCAUGGUGCUGUAUUUCUUCACCAUGGCCGGCAGUGUCUGGUGGGUCAUUCUGACCAUCACCUGGUUCCUGGCUGCUGUUCCUAAGUGGGGCAGUGAGGCAAUAGAGAAGAAGGCCCUCCUCUUCCACGCCUGUGCCUGGGGCAUCCCCGGCGUCCUCACAGUUAGCCUGCUCGCCAUGAACAAGAUCGAGGGCGACAGUGUCAGUGGGGUUUGCUUUGUGGGGCUUUACAACCUGACAGCCCUGCGCUGGUUCCUGCUGGCCCCACUGGGGUUGGACGUAGUGGUCGGUGUGGCGCUGCUACUGGCAGGCAUAGCAGCACUAAACCGAGUGCGCAUGGAGAUUCCGCUGGAGAAGGAGAACCAGGAGAAACUGGUGAAGUUCAUGAUCCGUAUCGGCGUGUUCUCUGUGCUCUACCUGGUCCCUCUGCUGGCCGUUCUGGCCUGCUACCUUUAUGAGAACAGCUACCGUGCCAUUUGGGAGACCACCUGGGUCCAGGAGAGGUGUCGAGACUAUCACAUCCCCUGCCCCUACCAGGUGGAGCGCACCAGUCGUCCUGACCUGGCUGUGUUCCUGGUAAAGUACGUGAUGAUGCUGAUCGUAGGAAUCCCCUCGGUGUUCUGGGUGGCCAGUAAGAAGACCUGCUUCGAGUGGGCCAGCUUCUUCCACGGCAAGAGACGCAAAGAAGCAUUAACCCCCUCUCCCACCGCCUGCUCCACACACUCCUCCGUUCUCUUCUACCACUCCCACCACCCCACCACCUUCCCCCUCUCCCUCCCCACCCUCCUGCGUCUCUCCCUGCCCUCCCUUCCUCCACUCCCCACUUUCCCCUCCUCCCCCUCCUGCUCCACCCCCUCCCUGUCCUGCAGCAGGAUGGUCAACGAGAGCCGACAGGUGCUCCAGGAGCCCGACUUUGCCCAGCUGCUGCUCAAGGACCCCAACACGCCCAUCGCGAGGAAGUCCCGGGGCACGUCCACCCAGGGGACCUCCACCCACGCCUCGUCCACCCACCUGGCCAUGUUGGACGAGCCGCCCAGCGGCAGCACCAGCCGGGCCGGCUCGGUCCGCAGCGCACGCUCCAAGAUGAGCAGCUACCACGGCAGCCUGCACCGCUCACGGGACGGCAGAUACACGGCCUCCAGUUUCCGGGCCAUGGACGACCGGCUGCCCUACGGAAGCAUGCCUCGCCUCAACGACCAAUCGCAGUCCAGACACUGUAGCACCAAUCGCCUGGACAGCCUGUCACGGCACGGCUCCACCCAACGACUGGAGAGCCAAUCACGGCACAGCAGCGUCAGGGACCUCACCAGCACCACCCAAGCUGUCCUCGGUAUCCCCGGAAACGGGAUUCACCGAGUCCUGGAGGAGGACGGAGCUACAGCCUGAACAGGACGGCGGCCACUCCGGAAGAUGUGACUGGACGGGUAGAUGUGAAAGGAGGAAAGAUGGCUUAUCUUUCUUUUUAUAGAACGUUAAAGAACGAAUGUGUGAGGGUUCACAGUAAGCCUGACAGAAAGGCAGAGUAGCAAACACUGUGGUGACGUUAGCUAGAUCCAGCCAGACUGACAGGACUGAGUGUGGAUUGAUGCCUUAAAAUGUCCUCUCAGCUUUACUUUGACCCACUAGCUGAUCCCAAAAACUCAACUUCAACAUGAUUUUUGUCCAGUUUACAAAACUACGAGGGAUUUUGAGGUCCUGAUAACCAACACUGGAACAUGACGACAAGGCUUCACUGUUGGACAUACGUUACUGAGCCAGUCAAAAACUAAAUGGGACCAACACUGACAGACUGCACUGGAUUGGUUUUUAUUUGUACUGUAGUGGUUUGUAAAAAGAAGGACUGAAUGGACAUCAGACAUUACUAGAGCCUUCUCUUCUAGUCUGUGUUUUUUA